CGUAAAGAACGGUUUAUUUUCUUUUUAAUUAUUUACAUUGCAGUUGUACAAAUGUUGUGGCACAAAAUCAUAAGCUUUGUGUGGCUUCUAGUGGCCACUAUACGCCCAACGGAGGCGCUAAUAUGCAGUCGGUAUCCAAUAAAUACGCUCAUGCCAAAAUCACCGGUUGACGAGAACUUUCUGGUGACGAUAAGUGGAAACCCACAAACAUAUAUUUUGGGACAAGAAUAUAACGUCACCAUCCAAGCUUUCAACGGUUUACGUUUCAUCAGCUUCAAACUUGCAUUAGAAAACGAAAAUGGUGAUGUAGGUUUAAGCGAAGAUCUUGGCCACUUCGAAAUACUUGACCCGGUGGAGACGCGCUACAGUCCGAAUUGUGUAAAUAUGGUGGAGAGUACAAAUACCAAUCCGAAGACACGCAUCGAUGUGCAAUGGGUAGCACCUGAACAAAAGGGCAACGGAUGUGUACUCAUAAGGACGAUGUUACUGCAACAUCGUGACGUUUGGUUUAUGGACGAUGGUGGAUUAACGCGUAAAAUAUGCGAAGAGAGCGCCGACGAUGUGGAGACUGCACCAACAGGUGAGGAUCCGUAUAAGUGUUGUGCUUGCGACGAGGCACGCUAUGAGCUCACAUUCGAGGGCAUGUGGUCGCGCAAUCUACAUCCGAAGGACUUUCCCGCAAAAGGUUGGAUAACACGCUUCAGUGAUAUUAUCGGCGCCUCACAUACCGCAGACUAUAGUUUCUGGAAGUAUGGCGAAAUGGCCAGCGAUGGUAUGAAAGAAUUCGCAGAGCAUGGCUCGGCCCUAACGCUAGAACGUGAGUUCAACAAUAUGUUUAAGGAAGGCAAUAUACGCACCAUUAUUAAAGCACGUGGUCCUGCCUUUCCCAACUUGAAUGGCCAAUCAGUUGCAUCCGUACGUGCAGAUCCGCAACGUCAUCUACUCUCGCUGGCCUCCAAAAUCGAUCCAUCGCCCGAUUGGAUUGUGGGCUUAUCUGGUUUUGAGCUUUGCAUGUCCAAUUGCACAUGGUUGGAGCAGAAAACGAUUACUUUAUACCCGUGGGAUGUCGGCACCGAUGCGGGUCCUUCAUAUACGUCGCCGGAUCAGCCACAAAUUCCCGCCGAUGUCAUACGACGCAUACGUUCCAAUUUUCCAAAUGACCCACGUUCACCAUUUUACGAUGAAACCGGCGCACAAAUGAAACCCUUAGCUGUGCUAAAGAUCAAACGACAAAGACUCUAUGAACGAUUAUGUGAGGAUGAAGAUUCCAAUAAUUUCGAUCUGCCCCGUGAGUGCUUCACUCAUCCUUGGACAGCGUGGAGCGAAUGCACAGCCAAGUGCGGUGAAGGACGUCAAUUUCGUACACGUGUCUAUAAGCAGCCUGAGGUAGCGAGAAUCUUCAAUUGCGAUGUGGAAACACGACAAGACCGCACGUGUAGGGGUGAAGAAUGCAGUCGUGAAAGGGAAGGUUAUGGCAGAGUACGCGACAGCGACAGAUAUGAGGACAAUGAGUUCGCUGAGUUACUGGAAAGAGAGGACACGGGUGGACAAAUAACGCGUGCAGAUUGUCUGUUGACCAGCUGGAGUGUUUGGUCACCGUGUAGCCGCACUUGUGGCGAAGGCAGAAUUAUGCGCAGACGUCAAUAUGCCAAUCCGAUGCUGAAAAGACGCUGUCAGCGAAAAUAUCCUGUGAAAUUGGUGAAUUAUCAAACAUGUGUGGAGCCUGCAUGUCCGGAGGAGAAUCAAGAUGAAGACGAGGAAGAAAAAGGUACGGAAGCGGAGGAAGAUGAAGAGGGUGCCGAUGAGAAAGACGAAUCAGAAAAGGGGGAAGAAGAAGAAAAUGAAGGUGAAGAUGAAGGUAAUACCGAGGCUGAGGACGUUAAUGAAGGUGAAGCAAAGGAUGAAAAAGCUGCUGUAGAUAAAAACAAUGAGGAUGAGGCAGAAGAAGAAGAAGCAGUAGAAGAAGAGGAGGAGAUGAAGGAGAUUGAACAAGGCAAACCGAUAAGGCCAGUAAGCAGUUGGCAACAAAGCCGCGACCGAAAUCGUUACAAUUAUAGAGGGCGCAUAAAAUCAAAUCAAAGGAACCGCGCACGUUUCGAGAAUGCAGAGAAGGAAGAAGCUGAUGAGGAGGACGGAGAAGCCGAAGAGGAACAACCGGAGGAGGGCGAAGAGGAUGAAGGCGAAAAUGAAGAGGAGGGGGAGGAGGAAGAGCAAGAAGGUCAAGAGGCCGAGGAAGAUGUUGGAGCAGAUGAAGAGGACGAUGCUGAGAGCGAAAACUCAAUAGGCAAAUAUUAUAACUUUAAAAACCGUUACAACAUGGCUGGCCGACGUAAAACUGAAAAAGACGAAGCGGACCCAGACGAUUAUAAUGAACGCACACCAAGUCGAUUUAAUUACUACAACCGCUAUUCUACCGGCAACAGACUCCGAAAUAACAGAAAUGAAGAGGAAGAGCCGCCGGAAGAUGACGAAGGAGAAGAACAAUACAGUAGAUCAAAUGCACGUGGCAAAAAUCGCGUCCGUAAUUCGCGCAAAAAUCGAGCUGAGGAUGAAGAAACCGAUGUUGAGCCACCGAAAAUACCACCAUACUGCUUUACACUACUCAAAAUUAGAAGCUGCAAAGAAAAGAAGCCCGUGCGAAACUAUUGGUUCUACAACUAUUGUGAAGAUCUCUGUAUGCUCUAUACUGCCGAUACCUGCGAUAGGAAUGCAAAUAAAUUCAAUUCACUGGAGGCGUGCGAGGAGACAUGUAGGCCGCCAGGGAACGAGUUUUUAGUGCGACGCAAACAGAAGCUGAGUUGCUUCAAAUCGAAUGAGAUAAGACAGAAUAAGCGUAGAAAGAAUUCGUGGAUGUAAGAAAUGUUAUUCAAUAAGAUUUUUAUACGUUUGUAUGUAUGUAUUUUUUACUUUUUUUU
Messenger RNA from Ceratitis capitata (Mediterranean fruit fly), 2915 nucleotides. Its product is annotated as spondin-1. Bases 52 to 2856 code for a protein of 934 amino acids. Gene Ontology annotation, biological process: cell adhesion. NCBI's taxonomy places the organism in Eukaryota, Metazoa, Arthropoda, Insecta, Diptera, Tephritidae. The record is from RefSeq and is a predicted model, not a curated record. The transcript has 6 exons. Gene Ontology annotation, cellular component: extracellular matrix. Gene Ontology annotation, molecular function: serine-type endopeptidase inhibitor activity.